Molecule: messenger RNA, 5361 nt
Organism: Corythoichthys intestinalis (scribbled pipefish)
Lineage: Eukaryota; Metazoa; Chordata; Actinopteri; Syngnathiformes; Syngnathidae
Gene: aadat
Product: aminoadipate aminotransferase
Exons: 12
Coding region: 3757-5055 (432 amino acids)
Biological process (GO): biosynthetic process
Molecular function (GO): L-kynurenine:2-oxoglutarate transaminase activity; pyridoxal phosphate binding
Source: RefSeq, a predicted model, not a curated record
UUAAGAGAGGCAAAUCUCAUCACCUUUUUCUAGCACCUUAACAGCAGUCUACUUUUGGGAAGGAUUUCUUAGCAAAAACGAGAAUCAGGUGAAGCCCACGGACGCAGUGAAUUAUUUGGUUCCAUUUUAAUGUGUGACUGUAUCAUGGUGACCAAGACGGGUACAGCAAAAGGAGCUGGACAAUGAAUUCAAGCAUGAAUUUGUGUUUUUAAAACUAUUUAUUCACCAUUUUCUAUAUUAAUGAAGUAAAUCAUUGUGAAAUUUUACAACAAAUGGGUUCUCAAAAUUGCAGUUUUUCAGCGAUCACAGACUAGCGUGGAAUGCCUCUCCUACGUGUCGCAAUGUUAGCGUUUCAGGCGGCGCCCUGGACUAACUGCAUGUUCCUCUCGUAGCACUGCAGGCUGCACAGAGGGACACCCGUUUUUGAGCAGCUAUAUUUCUUCAGGUUGAAGCAACCGCUCACCCCGCAGGUCACUGCGACCGCGGGCGGAGGCGGGGGUGGCGCUGCUUCAGGGGCGGGGACGCCCGCAGGGAAGGAAAUGGUCACGCCUCGGGCCGAGUCGCUGUAGCGCACGAUCGGACACUGGCUCUGCUUGGACUUCUUCUCUCGCAUGCUUUUGAUCUUGGCCUUGCUGGUCUUGGUGAGCCUCUCGAUGGUCUGGUUCUUGUUGUCCUCCGCCUUCUUGGCCGCCUGCAAGCGUCGCUUCCGAGCGCGCUCUUCCCGCUUCUGCAUCAUCUCGGCCGUCAUCUCCUUCUCCUUGUAGCCCAUGGGCAGUUCCAGGAGGGGUUGGAUCUGCUGCUUGUGGAGGAGGGCUUUCUAAAGAGCAGAGAAUUUCUAAGCAAAAACGCAGAUCCCAAGCGACUUACUCGAACUCACCUGUCGGGCGGUGAGCAGGGACUCAUCCACUUCUUUCUUGAGCUCGCCGUUGUCGUCCAGCUCGCCCUUCUCCAGAGCGUCCAGCCACCUCUCCUCCUCGUCCACGGGCACCCCCAACAUUGAAUCCAUGUCGGGGAGAGGAGAUGUGGCCAUGUUGCUGUCUUCAUCUGACAAACAAACAAACCAACCCUUGUUCAGUUGCAAUUCCGGUAAAGGUUACGCAGGCGUCCUCACCAAGCCAGGCCCGGUACUGCUCGAGAGGCACAGAAGGCUUGUCGUCUUCAUCGUCAUCAUCGUCGUCCUCCACGAUCAUCAGCGGUGAAGGAGGACAAGCCACUCCAGGGUGCACGGUGAAGGUGGGAACACUGGAGAGUGAUAGCAGUUGAGAGUGAUUUGCGAGUGAGUACCGAUUGUGGCUCGCUCCGACGCAUCACCUCUUUGUCCCCAGCGUCUGUCCUCCUAGCUUAAUCUUAAGUCGCAGCUGCGGAGGAGGACGGGGGGCCAUGACAGGCUCCGGGGCCUCGGAGAGGCCAUGGUGCUUCUUCUUAUGCCUCUUGUGCUUUUUAUGCUUGUGCUUGUGAACACCAUGCGGCCCCGCGCUGCCUUCACCUGCAGUUGAAAUUAGGAGUGGGAACCUCUCGGUACCUCACGAUACGAUACGAUUUGCGAUACAAAGCUCACGAUAACUGAUCUGACGAUACAACGAUUAUCAGUACAUUGGUCAUAUUCUACAAACAACUAAUUAACAGGAAACAAGCUUCUAGUGUGAAUUGGAAUUAGUUUAUCACUAGUAGACGUCCAAUCCAUUUGAACUGGGAGGGUGGCAGCGAAUCAUUCGCUGCCAUCCCUCCCAGUUCAAACAGAUUGAACGUCUAUGGCUGUCAGUGGCAGUCAAUGCCACGCAAUUAGGUAAAUUUUGAGCCAUUUAAGGUCUCACUGGAACAGCUCCAAUGCAGAUUCUUGACAAGGUGAUGAUGCUGGAACUUUUGUUUAGUGCCGUUCCAGUGAGAUCUACAAAGAUGAUUGCCUGAAGAAGACAUCAAAAUUCCCUCAGUCCUGGAUCAUAUGGCUGCAUGUCAGGAAAAGACACUGGGGAGAUGGCUGUGGUUAAAUCUUCAAUAAAUGCACAAGUUUAAAUUGAAAUUUUAGACAGCUUUCUUAUCCCUUCAAUUGAAAAUAUUUUUGUCAUUUUCCAAGAUGACAAUGCAUCAUGCCACAGAGCUAAAACUGUUAAAGCACUCCUUGGAGAAAGACUCAUCCAGUCAAUGUCAUGGCCUGCAAAUAGCCCAGAUCCCAACUCUAUUGAUCACGUGUGGUGGAAAUUGAAAAAAAUGAUCCACAGCAAGGCUCCAACCUGCAUGGAUGAUCUGGCAACUGCAAGUUUUGAUUAUUUCUUUGUUUGUUUCUCAUGAUUCCAUAUUUUUUUCCUCAGAAUGGAGUUUGUCCAUAAAUAUUUAACUGCACUAGCACUAUAAAAUCAACAUUCACUGACCACCACAAUGGUUUUUUUUUUCAUUUCUUUUAGUGUUUCUGAAUGCUAAAGAGUUGCACUUUUGAACUAAUUCAUUAUUUUUUCAAGCUUUUUAUCUGAGUUUGUUCUACAUGAUAAAAUGUCAGUGCUCGUCCAAGACUGGUGAUUGCAUACUUUUUGCUAGGGGUUGUAUAAUGGUGGAAGAUUUUGAUAGCAACUUGUUGGUUCCUUUUUAUUUUAUUUUUUUUUUUUUUUUAAACAUUGACACCUUUUUAAAACGAUAUCUCGAUUCUUGGCAGUAGCAUACUGAUAACCCUUUUGGGAUACAAAGUAUCACGAUAUAUCAGCAUUUCGAUAUUUUGUCACACCCCUAAUUGAAAAAAACGAUGUAUACAAAACAACCAUUUUUUCAUAACAGUUUGAAAUUAAGGCUCGAGAACAUUAUGAAAGCAAUCUGGAAUCUACCAUUUUGACACGCUCCACACUGCUUUGGCAAUUGGUGCAUUUAAAUUGUACACACAUACCUAAAUGGUGUCAUUCAAAAUACACAAUAUUUGCAUCAACGAUUUGAAUACUUACUAAGAAAUCUGUACUGGACCACGUCUUUCCUUUUCCCCAUUGAAAUUAGCACGAGCUUGCAGCUCUACAUGGCAGCAAACAGGCUAAAGUCAACUAAUUUAGGCUUUUCUUGGUAAUUGUUAUUUUAUCAACCACAAAACGAUGUGUUUUGCAGCAUCAAUAUCGGAACUUAUCGGCAAAAAAAACGAUAACUAGUUCGAGAACGAUAUCAGUUGGUCCAAGCUAAUGCUAACAACAUAAGAUAAGGAUUUACGGUUCUUUAUUAUUUUUCCUGGUCAUUUCCGUCACUCGUUUGACACUGACUGCCCUCUACUGGCAGCAGAGCGUAAAGCAACGCCCGAAUUUGGAUUACAUGAUAAGACGAUAGAGGAGCGUGUGUUGCUUUAAAAAUGUAUUGUUUUAACAUUGACUACAUCGUAAGUUUGGCAUAAUGACACCUAAAAUACUGAAAUUAAGGAAACGUAAGUAAUGUUGUAAAGGCUUUUAUUUUGUAAAAACUAAUUGGUAAUCAUUGCCCUCCCAGUAAAAAAUAACUUGGACGUCUGUCGCCGUCAAUGGCAGUGGAAGAUGAUAUUCAAUGCCAGCCAUUCGUCUCUUUUUUUUUUUAACAUGAUAAAGAGACAAAUGUGAACAAUUAUCAAUAUAAACCAAAAAUAAAACACACAAAUAUGUCAGAGGGUAGUGUGACAGGUUAGUGACGUCAUAAGCACGCGUCAAUGUUGACUUUCCCUUCACUGGGCGUGUGUCAUUAGGAUUCAAAUUGGCUUUUUAAGUUGUAAACUUGUGUUUAUAUAAAUAAAAUAAUUAGAACCACGUCACUGGACUGUCUAUGAGUGUUGUGAGGGGAAGUCUGCCCACAAGAAACAUGAAUUACGCUCGGUUCCUCACCGCUGUUAGUGCUGCAAGGAAACCUUCGCCAAUCAGAAUGCUAACUGAGCUGCAACAGCGCUCGCCCCCAUCGCUGAUUUCACUGGCAGGUGGGGCACCCAACCCCGACACCUUCCCCUUCGAGUCAGCUGUCAUCAAGGUCAAGAACGGUCCGGCGGUCACCUUCAGCCAAGCAACUAUGAAAAGGGCCCUCCAGUACUCCGCCUCCAACGGAAUCCCUGAGUUGCUGACAUGGAUGAAAAACCUGCAGAAGGACCUCCACAACCCACCGACAGCUGCAUACUCACCUGAGAAAGGACAGAUGGACAUGUGCGUGACCACCGGGAGCCAGGAGGGACUCUGCAAAGUUUUUGAGAUGCUGGUCAACCCUGGAGAUGACGUCCUCCUGGACUCUCCGACCUACCCCGGAACACUGGCGGCGCUCCAGCCGUUAGGUUGCAACAUUGUCAACGUCCCCAGCGAUCAGCACGGCAUGAUACCGGCGGCCCUCAAGGAGGUCUUGUCCCGUUGGGACCCGUCAGACAGCCGGCGGCCCAAAGUCCUCUACACGAUUCCCAACGGGGGGAACCCUACAGGAGCUUCCAUGACUGCGCAGAGGAAGAAGGAAGUCUAUGAGCUCGCGAGAAUUUACGACAUGCUCAUCAUCGAGGACGACCCCUACUACUUCCUGCAGUUUGACAAACCUUGGGCACCCACCUUUCUCUCCAUGGAUGUAGACGGACGCAUCAUCAGAACAGACUCCUUCUCCAAGAUCCUGUCCUCGGGCUUAAGGAUCGGAUUUGUGACGGGACCCAAACCGCUGGUGGAGAGGGUGGUGCUGCACAUUCAAGCGUCCACCAUGCACACCAGCACCUUCACACAGCUUAUGGUGUCACAAGUGUUGCACAGCUGGGGCCAGGAGGGCUUUCUUCAACAAAUAGACAGAGUGAUAGAGUUCUACAGAAAACAGCGGGAUGCCAUGGUUAGUUCUGCUCACAAGUGGCUCACAGGUUUGGCUAAGUGGCACGCCCCUUCGGCGGGGAUGUUCCUGUGGCUGGAGCUCACGGGCAUCCGUGACACCCGGCAGCUCAUUGUGGAGAAGGCCUUGGAGAAAGAGGUGCUGCUGGUUCCAGGAGAUGUUUUCUUGAUCAACAGCGACGAGCCGUGUCCUUAUGUCAGGGCGGCGUUUUCGUUGGCCACCCCCGAACAGAUUGAUGAAGCUUUCCGACGCCUUGCCAAUCUCAUCAGAGAAGCUGCGUGACUUGGACUGAACAGUUUUGGGAAAAUAAUCAGGAUUUCGUCAAUAUUUUUAAAUUGAUACCUAAAAUGACUUUAUUUUUUGACAAACACAAGCAAUAAAUUAAUCAGAAAUACAUGCAUUGGUUUCUUUUUUCAUAGGAUAGGCUACUGCUGAGAUAAAAGCUGAUGAAAAAUGAAUGUUUGCUUUGUGACCUUUAUGGAGAACCUUAGCGACCACACUGUAGCAAGGUACGUAUUCCCUCCGAAAAACUGUGAAUGGCUGCAUUUUGUUAGCAGGAGCCCUUUUUCCGUCACUUCGGCGCACUGC